Aspergillus costaricaensis CBS 115574 is the source of this 504-nucleotide messenger RNA. RefSeq names its product nucleotide triphosphate diphosphatase NUDT15. Lineage: Eukaryota; Fungi; Ascomycota; Eurotiomycetes; Eurotiales; Aspergillaceae. The transcript has 3 exons. The record is from RefSeq and is a predicted model, not a curated record. Gene Ontology annotation, cellular component: cytosol. Gene Ontology annotation, molecular function: 8-oxo-7,8-dihydrodeoxyguanosine triphosphate pyrophosphatase activity. Gene Ontology annotation, biological process: dGTP catabolic process. Bases 1 to 504 code for a protein of 167 amino acids.
AUGGACCAAACAAUUCGCGUCGCUGUCGCCGUCUACGUCUUCAACAAACACGGCCAGACGAUUCUCGGCCGACGCAAGGGGAGUCUCGGCGCCGGAACAUGGGGUCAUCCCGGCGGCCACCUCGAAUUCAACGAGAGCUUUGAAGACUGUGCAGCUCGAGAGGUUCUAGAGGAAACGGGCCUCGAAGUAACUGAUAUACGCUUCCUUACGGCGAUCAACAAUGCCAAGAUGGAGGGAGGAAAGCAUUAUGUUACGAUUUUUGUGGGCUGUAGGCUUGUGGAUGAGGAUGCGGAGCCGGUGGUUAUGGAGCCUGAGAAGUGUGUCCGCUGGGAGUGGGUCACUUGGGAUGAAAUGAAGGUGACUAUUGAGAGGCAGCGGGAAGCAGAGCGUCUGGGGAAGAUGGAGGAGUAUGAGGGGAGGGUGUUGUUUAAGCCGAUUUUGAAUAUUUUGCAGCAGAGAGUGGGAUUUAACCCGUUGGAGAUUUACCGGUCUGUUAAAUGCUGA